Molecule: messenger RNA, 1572 nt
Organism: Trichoderma aggressivum f. europaeum
Lineage: Eukaryota; Fungi; Ascomycota; Sordariomycetes; Hypocreales; Hypocreaceae
Exons: 3
Coding region: 1-1572 (523 amino acids)
Biological process (GO): transmembrane transport
Cellular component (GO): plasma membrane; fungal-type vacuole membrane
Molecular function (GO): transmembrane transporter activity
Source: RefSeq, a predicted model, not a curated record
AUGUCGAUAGAGAAGCGCGAUCUCGAAUCGGGGCCUCCUACUCCCGAAGGCAUCGUUCAAUCCGACGUCGAAACAGGUCAAACCAUCGUUCUCUCGGCGGAUCGCGUACAUAAAUUGCAGGCACACUGGGCCAUCUUGCGGUACUUGAACGCUUUCGAAUCAUGGCUCGAUCGUAAACUAGGCGUCGAGACACAGGGCGUGGAUCGGAUUCCAGAGGAGGAGAAGCGUUCACCGUCGGUAUGGAACAUCUUUCUCAUGUGGUGGUCGCUCAACAUUCAUGUUGGUGUUUUGCCCUUGGGGUUGCUGGGACCAGAGUUUGGCCUCUCCCUGAAGCAGUCAAUUGCGGCCUCGAUUAUUGGCAUUAUACUGGGUGCGUUGAUGACGGCGACGACGGGCACACUAGGACCAAAGCUUGGCAUGAGGCAAAUCGCCACAUCACGAUACUCUUUUGGUUUCUGGGGCGCCAAACUGUGUAGCGUCCUCAACAUCGUCGUGGGUGGCGGCUUUGCGGUCGUCAAUUAUGUCGUUGUUGGCCAGAUACUCAGCGCUGUCUCAGGCUAUACCAUGAGUAUCACUGUUGGCAUCGUCAUUAUUGCCAUCAUAUCUUAUGUGGUAUCCAUCUUUGGCUUCAGACUGAUUCAUACUUUCGAAAAAUACUCGUGGAUCUACACGUUUAUCCUCAUCUGCGUUCUCAUUGGACAGGCGACACCUCAUGUGAAAACCGAUUUUCCGGGAGAGGAUGGCAACUCAGGCUUAGUAUACUCCGGAACAUUUCUCACCAUUGUCGCGAUCAACUUUUCCAAUGCAUCGGGCUGGUGUUCCAUCGCUGCGGAUUAUUAUUGCAACUUUCCCGCUAGUACUCCAGCUUGGAAGACUUUCUUCCUCACCUUCUGGGGCAUCGUUAUCCCCACCACCUUUUCCGUCACUAUCGGUUGCUGCCUUGGAAACGCCGCUGUUACGGUCGCCUACCCCCCAUACGCCGAUGCCUACACGAACCACGGCCUGGGAGGCCUCAUUAGCGAAAUCUACCACCCACAAGCUUGGUCCCGUUUCUGCCUCGUGCUGCUUACCUUUUCGGUCCUCGGCAACAACAUUGCCAUCAACUACUCGUCUGGCCUAAGUAUGCAGCUUCUAGGUGAUUACUUUCACGCCGUGCCUCGCUUCGUCUGGUCUCUGGCUUUUGCCAUUGUAGUGGCGGUGCUAGCAAUUGCGGGACAGCAGAAUCUAUCCAAUGUCGUCAACAAUUUCGUAUCACUGCUGGGGUAUUGGACUGUGAGUUUCACCAUGGUACUGCUACUUGAGGAUCGCGUCUUUCGCCGCAAGGAUGGCUAUGAUCUUGAGGCCUGGGACCAACCGCAUCUACUCCCUUGGGGAGUUGCGGCUAUAACAGCUUUACUGGCAGGGUACCUGGCAGGAGGCGUGCCAGGAAUGAGCCAGACGUGGUACGUGGGACCCAUUGCAGCCAAGUUUGGUGGCGACGGAGGUGAUGUGGGUAUAUAUAUGAGCGCAGCUAUUACGGUUCUCGUAUAUACCAUAGGUAGGUUUGUGGAGAAGAAAUACACGGGUCGGUAA